AGAAACACAGUUCAUUGUUGGCAAGUACUGAUCCCUCUCGUUGAGAAACGAGGGAUCCUACGGCUCUGCAGCAAGAUCAAAUUACAGGGUCAUCCAUUAUAGUACAAAAGGGAAACAGCUAAACCUUCCUAUAUGCAGGAAUCUACUCUCUGAUCCUUUAAAAUCAACCUUUUGGGAUUAUUCACAAUUGGUGUGCAAUGGCUGACCAUAUGAUGGCAAUGAAUCAUGGUCGGUUUCAAGAUGGAUCAAACGGUCUUCACCACCAUCCAGCACAUCGGAUGGGAAUGGGUCAGUUUCAAAGUCCUCAUCAUCAUCACCCACAACAGCAACAACACACCUUCAACAGUUUAAUGGGUGAUCACUUGCAUUAUGGAGCAGGAAACCUGAACUCUAAUAAUGGCAUCCGGCAUGCCAUGGUGGCUGGAAAUGUAAAUGGUGGGCAUCCUAAUAAUGGCAUGGCUCAGUCGGCAAGAUUUAACAAUUCACAGUUUAUGGGACCUCCUGUGACUAAUCAAGGAGCUCAGCUGACUGCAAGCAUGCAGCUUCAAAAGCUGAACAACCAGUAUUUCACGCAUCAUCCUUACCAACACAACCACUACAUGCCGGACCUACAUCCUGCAAAUCAUCAGAUAAAUGGGACAAACCAGCAUUUUAGAGACUGCAAUCCAAAGCACAGCACUGGCAUGUCUCCUUCAGUCAGCCAUGUACCUGCUGCAAUGCUGCCUCCUAGUGUUAUAGAUACAGACUUCAUUGAUGAGGAAGUCCUAAUGUCCUUGGUGAUAGAAAUGGGCUUGGAUCGGAUCAAGGAAUUACCUGAGCUUUGGCUGGGACAAAAUGAGUUUGAUUUUAUGACAGACUUUGUUUGCAAACAGCAGCCAAACAGAGUAAGCUGUUAGGUUUGCAAUUUAGAAAACAAAAACUUGAACAUUCCUUCUAUGGACAACAAAUCUUCCAGAGUCCGCUAUUAAUCUGUACAGAGUUUAUAUUUUCCUUUUUCCAUGAUUCUAUAUUUUACUCUUUGAUUUGCAUCCACCUUGCGAUUGAGCCACUUCUCUUACUCAAGCUGUGGGGCAUAGAAGCAUUUUAUUUAUAUAUUUUCCUCCCCCUGUUUUAAGUGACUUCAGAUCUCCUAUUUUAAGGUCUUGACACUUUUUUUUUUUUCUUUCUUUCAUAUAUAUCUAUAUAUCUUGCAUAAUGAAGAGGUACAGUUUUUGGGUGCAUGGACCUUAACGAUAGAGAAUGAUGCACUAAUAAUUCUGCCAUGUUGCUUCAUUUAAUCUAUGCAUUUCUGUGUGCAUUCUCUUAUUUUCCUCUUUAUCUGUAUAUUGAACUGGAAGUAUAACAAUGUGGGCCAAGCCUUGCUGGAUCAGGAUAAGUCCUACUGUUUAUUUAAUUUUUUCCCUAACCCCACAUGCUCCACUCUUAAUGUACAGACAAUAAUCAAGAGUGGAAUAUGAAUCGGUGAAAAACAUUCCCAAAAAUGUUUGACACUGUGCUAAUAGAGUUAAUUUAGUUUGUCAGAAAAAUACUACUGUGUUGAAAGCUUUUUAGGAAAUUUUGACAGUAUUUUUGUACAAAACCAUUUUUUUGAGAAAAUACCUGUUAAUUUAUUCUAUUUUAAUUUGCCAAUGUCAAUAAAGAGCUGCAGUGUGCACUAUUCUA
Messenger RNA from Spea bombifrons (plains spadefoot toad), 1662 nucleotides. It is a transcript of the gene CITED2, whose product is annotated as Cbp/p300 interacting transactivator with Glu/Asp rich carboxy-terminal domain 2. The coding region runs from base 198 to 896 and encodes 232 amino acids. Gene Ontology annotation, cellular component: nucleus. The record is from RefSeq and is a predicted model, not a curated record. The transcript is spliced from 2 exons. Lineage: Eukaryota; Metazoa; Chordata; Amphibia; Anura; Pelobatidae. Gene Ontology annotation, biological process: left/right pattern formation; regulation of DNA-templated transcription; sex determination.